Messenger RNA from Elaeis guineensis (African oil palm), 2260 nucleotides. NCBI's taxonomy places the organism in Eukaryota, Viridiplantae, Streptophyta, Magnoliopsida, Arecales, Arecaceae. The record is from RefSeq and is a predicted model, not a curated record.
UGUCUCUCUCUCUCUCUCUCUACAUAUUUCCUCCUCGGAGCCGCUUUCUGAUCAGCGAAGAGAAGCUGCAAGCGGAAAAAUCGGAAUUUCCUUUUUCCGCCACCCGCUUCCUUUUUCUCUGUGUUCCUCUUUGGAGCAUCCUCGGAUGGGUGUUUGAGUUUUUGGCGGCGAUGGGCAAUUGCUUGGUCUCGCCGUUGCGAGUGGAGAACGCUCACAUCGCUCAGCACGCUUCUUAUCCCUCAAAAGGCACCAGCAAAACAAAUUUAUCUUCUGUUCCUUCAACUCUGCCAACAUCUUCAACUCCUUCAACUUUGACUGUUUCUUCUUAUUCUGAGAGGACUGCUAGUGAGAGUCUUCCUACACCACGAACUGAAGGUGAGAUUUUGUCCUCCUCAAAUUUGAAGGCCUUCCCAUUCAAUGAUCUGAAAAAUGCCACUAGAAACUUCCGUCCGGAUAGUCUUCUUGGGGAAGGAGGAUUUGGUUAUGUCUAUAAAGGUUGGAUUGACGAACAAAAUUUAACUGCUUCGAGGCCUGGUGCUGGCAUGAUUGUUGCUGUCAAGAAGCUUAAACAGGAAGGUUUCCAGGGCCACAAGGAGUGGCUGACAGAGGUCAACUAUCUUGGUCAGCUUCACCAUCCAAAUUUAGUUAAGCUCAUUGGUUACUGUUCAGAGGGUGACAACCGCCUUCUGGUUUAUGAAUUUAUGUCAAGAGGCAGUUUGGAGAAUCAUCUUUUUAGGAGAGGUGCACAACCACUGCCUUGGGCAACAAGGAUCAAAGUUGCAAUUGGAGCUGCUAGGGGACUCUCUUUUUUGCAUGAUGCUGAAUCCCAAGUCAUAUAUCGAGAUGUUAAGGCCUCAAACAUCCUCCUUGACUCGGAAUUCAAUGCCAAGCUUUCAGACUUUGGGUUGGCAAAAGCUGGACCAACUGGGGACAGAACUCAUGUCUCCACGCAGGUCAUGGGCACUCAUGGAUAUGCAGCUCCUGAAUACGUUGCAACAGGUCGGCUCUCUGCAAAGGCUGAUGUAUACAGUUUCGGGGUUGUGUUGUUGGAGUUGUUGUCCGGACGUCGGGCUCUUGACAAAACAAAAGUAGGCAUAGAACAGAACCUAGCAGACUGGGCGAAGCCCUAUUUGGGUGAUAAGCGUAAAAUUUACCGGAUCAUGGACUCAAGACUAGAGGGCCAAUAUCCUAAGAAGGGAGCCCAGGGAGUUGCCACCCUUGCUUUGCUAUGCAUUUGCAGGGAGGCCAAACUCCGGCCACGUAUGUCUGAGGUAUUGGCUACACUGGAGCAACUGCAUGACCCUAAAUAUGCAGCAGCGGUGCAACCACAAACACAUCAAUUGAAGGACUCUAGGACCAUUCCAAGGUCACCUAUAAGGCAUCACAAUUCACCACGACGCCUGACAACUGGUGGGUCCCCAUUGCCAUCUAAUCAGCGGUCGCCACUUGUACAUUGAACAGGAGAGGCACACCCAAGUGGUAUUUUCAUUGUGUAUUGGAUACUAUUUAUUUUUUAUGUUUGCUUCAUGUCUGGUGAUUCACAUCCUGCAGCUUAUAUUUCUGAGAGAGCCGAGUUCUUGGGAGAAUGCAUUACAUGUUUGAAACACCAUGUCGAUUGCAUUCAUGGAAGGGCAUGAAUUUUUCAGUGCAUUGACAUAUUUAUGGAGCUCUCUUUGAUAAUAGAAAUAUAUUUUCUGACCUGCAGUGGUUGUGUUUCUAGAUUCAUAUAUCAGAGAAAGCUCAAGUUUAUUACUUCUCAUUCGUUUCUCUGUUACGCAAGUUUACCUUUGUCUUCUUCAAAGAUGGUUCUUGUUGGUGCGCAUUGCUUGAUUUAGAGAUGAGCUUUUAGACCCUGGUAGAAGUUUGAAGCUAUUAUUUUAUACAGUGAUAUCUCAAGGUAUUUUCAUGACGCAUGCUCAAAGAAGAAUUUGUGACUUGCGACACUGGAUGGGAGGCCAUACAUUUGCUCUCACGAGUGAGGUUCAACUGGUUCAUGAUGUUAGGUCUGCAAGCAAAGUGUUUUCGGAUGCUGUAGCAAUCUGUACGCGUCCUCAGCAUGCUUCAAGAUAUACAGGAUGAAUUAGCUUGAUUGACAGAGGAAACGGUAUCAAAUUAUAUUGUGGGAGCUGACAGUAUAUCCUUGUAUCGACUAGUUGAGAUGAAAAUUGAGGUCUGAGAAUCCUGGGUUGUGGAUAUAUUUCAACAAUAAUCUUCAUGACAUGGUUAUUUAGGCAACGAAUUUAAAUAUCCUUUGUCGUUC